Molecule: messenger RNA, 5579 nt
Organism: Sesamum indicum (sesame)
Lineage: Eukaryota; Viridiplantae; Streptophyta; Magnoliopsida; Lamiales; Pedaliaceae
Cellular component (GO): cytoskeleton
Molecular function (GO): structural constituent of cytoskeleton; actin binding
Source: RefSeq, a predicted model, not a curated record
UAUCAGAGCACACAACUCCCUCACAAUUUCCUCAUUUCUCCCUUUUCUAUCACAUUCUUCUCUCUCACUUUCCACCUUUCCAGAUCCCGCGUUCGCUUUGAUAUAGAGAGGGGGUGAGAAGGGGGAAAGAGAGGGAGAGGCAGAUAUGGCAAGGCGACGAUGGAAGGGAUCGUUGAUGCCCUUCAGCACUCACAUUGAUCCUGAAAAGGAGGAACAGCUGAACUGGGUGAAAAUAGAAACUGAGAAUCAAGUGAAAAGGAUAUUAAAGCUGACCAAAAGUCUAAACUAUGGCAACAAGGAAAGGAACUUGAAGAAAAGGUUGGAGGUGAUUCAGCUUAUUGAGGAUUUCCAGAAGCAGUAUGAAUCGUUAUACUCUUUGUAUGAAGACUUAAGAGAGAAGGUGAAGAAAAAAGUUGGUCCCGGAGAAGAUGAUUGUUCUUCUUCUUAUAACUCGGAUUCAGAGGCGUAUUACUCGUCAGGGGAGUUUAACGUUAGACGCAGUAAAAUUAGCAGUUAUGUUCCGAAAUUUUUUGGUACUGAUUAUAACCAGGAUUCUGAUUCUUCAGAUUUAGAAGAUACUAUUCUCAAAGAUAAGUUGACUUCUUCAAGUGAAGUGAAGAGAACCAUGAAUCCUGAUUUGCUGUCGGCCUUUGCGAAACCUCUGGAAUUUGGGGAAAUUGUUAAGGACCUGAAAGUUCAAGGGGAGGAGUCAGAGAAAAUGAGCCAGAGGUUGGAUCAGAUAAAGGAUUUAGAAGUACAGGUCGCGAGUUUGAAGCUUGCAAAUUCAACACUUUACAUGCAGAAAACAAAGUUGGAAGAGCAUUUGAAGUAUAGUUCAGAUCAAAUUGUGCAAAUGAACGAGAAAAUGACCAACAGGUUGGCUCAGAUAAAGGAUUUAGAGGGUCAUGUCGCGAGUUUGAAGCUUGAGAAUUCAACACUUUACAUGCAGAAAAGAGAGUUGGAAGAGCAUUUGGAGGAUAGUUCAGACCAAAUUGUGCAAAUGAAUGAAAAAAUCACGAGUCUGGAAGCUCAGAUUGUGGAAUUUGCAGCCACAGCCAAAGAGAAUGAAUGUCUUGUUGCACAGGCCAAUGACAUGCAGCUUCAGUUGACUAUUGUGGAACAUGAGAAAGAUGAUUUAGAAGGACGGUUGGAGCAUGAAAGCAAACAACGGUCGGAUCAGGUCAAGGCCCUGUGGGAACAAGUUAACUCUCUGCAGCAGGAGCUAGCGUCUGUGAAUACCCAGAAGGAGGAAUUGGAGUUAGAACUUAAAAGGAAAAUGAAGGAAACAUCAGAAUGCUUGCUUCAGAUAGAGGGUUUGAGAAAUGAAUUGAUGUCGAACGAGAAGGGUGUAAAAGAUUUAGAACUAGAGAUUCAUACCUUAAGCAGCAAGAAGAGUAAUCUUGAAGAACAGGUGAAGAAAAUAAACCAUCAAAUGUUUCAGUCUAACGUUGAAAAGGAAAAGCUACAUGGGAAAAUUUCUGAUCUGCAGAUAGCUCUUUCAGAGAGGGAAAAUGAACUAUCAACUGAGCAAAAGAAAUCCGAGUCUUGCCAAAAUAUCAUGUCGAUGAAGACCAAAUCCUUGACUGAGGAGGUGGAAAAUCUCAGGGUCAAGCUGGACAACAUGCAAAAUGAGAGAAACAGUUUGGAGGUGGAGUUCCAAAACAAACAAAAGCAACUGCAGAUGGAGCUUGUGAGAGAGAAACAUGAGUCGACGUUAAGCAUAUCCCAGCUGGAGAAAAUGAAUGCUGAACUGAUCAACAAAGUUGCCUAUCAGCAGAAAACGCUGCUUGAACUGGAGGCCGUUAUAAGAGAGUUGAAAGACGAAAAUGCAGAGGCUCAAACAAAAUUGGCCUAUUGCAAAUCAAAUUUCCCGAUUCUGGAGCGAAAGGUAGACGAAAUGGCAGAAGAAUUCCGCAAACAGUGUGAAGACAAGUAUAGAAUGCUGAGCCGGAGGAUCAGGGUGGCUGAACAGCUCCAAGUUGAGAACAAAGAAUGGUACAGGAAGACAAGAGAGUCCUAUGAGCAAGAAAACAAGGACCUCAAAGAAAGGGUAGAAAGAACUGAAAACGGACUAAAAACUGUAAAGGAAAUGACCCUUACAGCAAACGACAUGCUAACUUCACUAGACUCAAUGGCCUUAAAAUUUGAGGAGUGCACUGCUAACUUCCUGAAUAGGAUUUCCAAGGCUUCAUGUGAGUUGAAAUUUGCAAAGGACUGGGCAAUGAGGAAAAACAGAGCACUACUGCACGUGAAAGAUGAUUUAGACUGCUUACUAGCCCAGCUGGAUGACAAAGAAGCAGAGAUAUUGGUGUUCAGAGAGAAGUUUUGGAAGUCGGAGAAUAAAGUGAGGGAGUUGGAGAAGAUGAUGAAAGAAAAAGAAGAUGCAAUGCUAGGAUUUAAAGAAGAGAAGCGGGAGGCAAUAAGGCAGCUAUGUGUGUGGAUCGACUACCACCGUGGUCGAUCAGAUUAUUACAAGAAAAUGGUGUCUGAGAUGAAAGCAAGUCGCGGGAGGGCAUCUUGUGAUCUACAACCCAGAGAAAUUGGAGAGGGUUCACGGAAAGAAAUGCCUAAGCAUCGGUGGCGCGGGUCGCUCAAAUCCUUCUUUGGCAGUCACAUUGAUCCUGAGAAAGAUGAGGAACUUAGGGGAUUUAAAGCAGAAAUUGAUGGCAAAGUGCUGCAGAUCUUAAAGCUUCUUAAAGAAGAAGAUGAUAAUGAUAGGAAAGAGCCAAUUGCAAAUCUUAUUGAGGAUUUCCACAGUCAUUACCAGUCUCUUUAUGCACGUUAUGAUCAUCUGACUGGAGAGUUGAGAAAAAAAGCGCACGGCAAUCAUGGGAAGGACAGUUCCUCAUCCAGCUCGGAUUCCUCAGACUCCGAUGAUUCUCCGAGGAAAAAAGGUAAAAAAAGUGGUGAAGCUGAAAAUAAUUUUGAGAACCAUGCAGUUCGUGUCAAGCAAGAGCUGGAAAUGGCACUUCUGGAGAUUAGUGAGUUGAAGAGAAAGUUGGCGGUCACCACAGAGGAAAAAGAAGCAUUACAUCUGGAAUAUCAAAGUGCUUUGACCAAAGCACAGGAAGCACAUAGUAUUAUGAUGGAAACAGCAAAUGAAAAGCAGAAGGAGCUGGAGUCUCUGCUCAGCCAAAAAAUUGAAUCCGAGGCACAGUUGGAAAAAAGAGUUCAAGAAAUCUCUGAGUUCCUUAUCCAGAUAGAGAGUUUAAAAGAAGAAUUGGACAACAAAAACUCGGAGCUAAAGAGGAGCACCAAUGAAAAUGAGAGUCUUUCAUCACAGGUGAAGGAUCUGGAACUGGAGCUGAGCUCCCUAAGCAAUCUAAAAGCUGAACUUGAGGAACAGGUAAAAGGCAAAAGCGGGGAAAUUUCGAACUUCCUAAUUCAGAUAGAGACUCUAAAGGAGGACAUGGAGAACAGGAUUAAGGAGCAACAGACAACAUUGGAAGAGAAAGAGAACCUUGUAUUGCAAGUGAAGGACCUAAAUCUCGAGCUCAACUCUGUCCGCAGCAUGAAAAAUGAAUUAGAAGAGCAGUUGAGGAACAAAAAUGUUGAUCUUGAUCAGUUGCAAGAAGAAAAGACAAAGCUGCAAAUUAGAAGUUCUGACAUGGAGAGAGCAUUGAUAGAAAAAGAGAAUGAACUCUCCACCUUACUGAAGAAAUAUGAAGAUGGAGAGAGUGAAGCAUCCAGCAAGAUUGUGGCAUUGACUGCAGACGUAAAUAGUCUUCAAGAGCGAUUGGAUUACUUGGAUGCUCAAAAAAGCGAGGCAGAUGUAAUUCUUGAGAAAAAGAGUGGAGAAAUAUCAGAAUCACUGAUUCAGAUAGAAAAGUUAAAAGAGGAAAUAUCAAACCAAACUGCUGAUGGAGAAAUAGUUCUGGAGCAGAAGGAAAGCCUAGCAUUACAGUUAAAGGAUCUGCAACUGGAGCUGGAGACUCUUCGCCAUCAGAAAAGUGAACUGGAAGAUCAAAUGAGUAGCAAACUUGAUGAAGAAAAUCAGUUGAGGGAGGAGAAGGGUGCUUUAGAGAACAAGAUUUCUGAGUUGGAAAAGACACUAUUAGAGAAAGGAAAUGAGGUCAUUGCCAUCCAGAAAAGCAUGGAGGAUGUUCAAACUGAAGCAUCUGCUCAAAUUGCUGCCCUGACAGAACAGAUAAAUUCCUUACAGCAGCAGCUGGAAUUGCUGCAUUCCGAGAAAAGCCAGUUGGAAAUGCAAAUAGAGAGAGGCAAACUAGAGUCUACAGAGAGUUUGGCUCUGGCUGAGAACCAGCACACUGAAUUAGUAAACAAGAUUAUGGAACAGGAGAGAAGGCUGAAAGAACGGGACGACGCAUUCAUAAAACUGAAUGAGGAUUACAAACAACUGGAAAUUCAGUUCCAAAACUGUGCUGAGAGUCUCAAAUCCUCAGAGAAGAAGAUAGAAGAGAUGACAGAACAGUUCCACAAAGACAUUGAUGCAAAGAAUCAGGAAGUUGAUCAAUUGGAAGAAAGUAUAGAAGACCUGAAGAGAGAUUUGGAGAUAAAAGAAGAUGAAAUCAGUACGUUGGUCGAGAACAUGAGAACUACUGAAGUUAAGCAGCGGUUAACAAGUCAGAAACUCCGUAUUACUGAACAAUUAUUAGGCGAGAAGGAAGAGAACCACCUGAAAAGAGUAGAGAAGUUACAGGAAGAGCAAAGGUUGCUUGAGCAGAGGAUUGUUACGUUGUCAGGUAUAAUUGCUGCUUAUAAAGAAGCUCAAGUGAAACUGGCGACGGAAAUCUCUGAUAAGGUGAACGGCACAUUAAUGGGUAUUGAUACAUUCAGUAUGAAGUUUGAGGAGGACUAUGGUCACUUAGAGUCUCGGAUUUACGAAAUAGUGAACGAGCUUAAGGUUACAAAAAACUGGAUUACUGGAAAUAAUGCUGAAAAGGAUAAGCUGAAGAAGGAAGUUGCUAGUUUACUCCAACAACUUAAAGAUGAGAAGGAACAUGAGUUGCUAUUGACAGAAAAGAUUGGGGAGCUGGAGAUGGAAUUACAAAAGGAUGAGCACGAAAGGAAAAGCUUAACUGAAACCAUGAAACAACGGGAACAGAAGAUGGGAGAACUGGAGAAAAUGAUUGAAGAGAGGGAUGAGAAGAUGGGAGAACUGCAAAGAAAGAUGAACGAGAAAGACAAUGGGAUAUUGAGCCUGGGAGAGGAGAAAAGAGAAGCCAUAAGACAGUUGUGUAUUUGGAUUGAUCAUCAGAACAACCGCUAUGAUGACCUUAAAGACAUGGUCUUGAAAGCAGGAGGUCGAAGAAGGCAGAUAGCUAUUUAACAUUCCCAAACAAUACUAAGGAGGCAUGGUCGGUUCCUACACCCGUUUCUGUAUUCGAUUGUCGGUAUAUUUUUCUUUUCUCAGUAGUGCACCAUUUGAUUGCUAAGGGGGCAUUCCUAAGUUGUUAUUCAGCAAACAAAUUUCCAUUCUUUACCAUCAGUAUAGGGUGUAUAGGAAAAUAUUUAUUCUGUUUUUCUCUUCUUGAUUUUGGUGUUUCAGUACAGUAACCAUCGGAUUGUGAAAACAUCACUAGCCAUUUUGUAUAGCAGAUACAGCGGAGUGUAACUUA